Molecule: messenger RNA, 2430 nt
Organism: Closterium sp. NIES-65
Lineage: Eukaryota; Viridiplantae; Streptophyta; Zygnematophyceae; Desmidiales; Closteriaceae
Source: the annotation of a GenBank genome assembly
AUGGCUUCCAGGGCUGGUGGAUCCAUAGGCAGAGGUGCAGGCAGGGCUCAAGGCAGCGCACCGGGCUCUCCACCACGACCUAUGCAGGGGCGAGUAGGGGAUGGACCGGGAGGAGCCGGCGCGAUCUUCGUUGGGGGGUUGCUUACCGUACCGGCGCCGACCUCCCGUCGCUCUUUCCGUUACGACGGCCCUCGACCCCCUCCUUCGGGGCAGACGCCGCCGGCGAGCGGUAAUGAAGAGGAGGAUGAGGAGGAGGAUGGUGAGGGCGAGAAGGAGGAGGACAGUGAGGGGAGCGGGGAUGACAGCGAGGCGGCGUGGGACCCAGAGACGCAUGGCGGUGGGGAGGGGGGAGAUGAUGAAGACCACGAGAUGGAUGGGUUGGAGCCAGAGGGGCGGGAGGAGGAGGUGGGAGAGGGUGGUGGAAGGGCGGCGUCAGAGGCGGGAUCACAGCAUGUACGUGAAGGGGGAGGGAGCGUGGGGGUUAAGGUGGGGGGGAGAAAGGCCGUGACCAUUAGGGAGCCGAGGCUGAGGAAGAAGGCCAAAAAGUUGAGGGAGCGGGCGUAUCCCUGCACGUUCACUGGGGAGCCCUUGGGUGAGGGUGUGAUUGCCCCCGAGUUCCUAGACGAGGACGGAGGGUCCGAGAGUAGUAAGAGGACUGGCAAGGGUAAUAGGAAGCCGGGGUGGCAAGUUAUGAUGUUCGGACCGUUAGGGGCAGACGGGAAGCGUCAGUGCAAGAUUUGCACAGACAGGAUUUCGUGGAAGCAAUCCACAACAACCCCCGGCGAGCGGCACUUUGCGAGCUUCCACACUGCGCACAUGCAUGUGUGGCAUCACCGUUACCACACCCCGUCCGUUCACUUGCUAGGGGAGACGUUUCCCCGUGGGGGCUACAAGGGAGUGCCGGAUGGCUACGUCUAUCAGUGGCCACAUGCCAAGACUUGGCCGCAGCUCGCCAAGGGGAAAGGGAAGGCGACUGGUGGAGGUGAUGGGUCAGGCGGGAUCGAGAGGUGGAUGACAACCAAACUGACCUCGGUGCAGCUACGGCAGGCGAUCACGAAGCUGGUGGUCACCUGCGACCUCCCCUUCCGCAUCGUCGAGGCCGAGGCUUUUCGUGAGCUACUCAUCCUGCUAAACCGCAACUGCGCGCAGAAGAACUUCAUCCCCUCGCGCUGGACGGUUUCCCGCGACACAGUGGUCUAUGCGGCUGCCGCUCUUCAGUCAGCCGUUGCGGAGAUGCUGGUGAAGGAGGGGGAGGUGGGGUGCGGGGUGUCGUUCACCAUCGACAUUGACAACAAGGAUUAUGACCCAAAGAAAGAUGGGGAGGGUGCAAGGGUGGGGGAUGAGGACAACGACGACGAGGAGGAGGAGGAGGAGGAGGAGGAGGAGGAAGAGGAGGAGGAGGAGGAGGAGGAGGAGGAGGAGGAGGAGGAGGAGGAGGAGGAGGAGGAGGGGGGGGGGAGGGAGAGGGUAGAGGGGAAGGGCAAGGGGAAGGCCAAGGGGAAGGGCAAGGGGAAGGGCAAGGGGAAGGCCAAGGGGAAGGGCAAGGGGAAGGGCAAGGGGAAGACCAAAGGCAAGGGGAAGGCCAAGGGGAAGGGCAAGGGGAAGGCCAAGGGGAAGGGCAAGGGGAAGGGAAGAAGGGCAAGGGUAAAGGCAAACAAGGCCAGGGGGAGGGGGGAGAGGAUGGGGGGCUACGAAGGAGUUCCCGACAAGAAGGUGGUGAAUUGGCCACACGUGGCCUCGUGGCCCAAUGUGCCGACGGUGGCAACCCCGAGCGCGAAGGGCGAGGCAGGCGGCAUUGAGUGCUGUGUUACGGCUAGGCUCAGUAAGAUGAAGCUUCGUGAGGCGAUCACGAAGCUAGUGUUCAAGGAGCUGCUGAUCUUGCUGAACGAGAAGUGUGCUGAAAAGGGCGUGAUCCCAUCACGCUGGACGAUGGCGCGCGACAUCGUUGUCCUUGCUAACUUGGCGCUCGAGGCAGCGAUUGCGGAGCUGACCUCUACAACCUGUGCAGUGUCGUACAACACCGACAUGUGGACAGGCCCGAAUGGCAAGGUGUACAUGGUGCUGAUAGGUCACUGCGUGUUGGAGGAGUGGGAGUUGCGCCUGGUGAUUCUCGCCUUCGUCGAGAUGCCUGACGGGCAUGGGGGGAAGGAUAUCGCCAAGGCGGUGGAGAAGUUGACGUGUUGCCUCAGUCUCACGACCGACAAUGCGUCUGCAAACAUUGUCGCUCUUCGACACCUGGCGGAGGAGGGUGACUUAUCGCAGUACUUCAGCGAGAUGGCGCACUUCAUGUGCCUGUCGCACAUCGUGAACCUGGCAGUGCAGUCUGGGCUGGGUGUCGAGUCGGUGCAGGGGCCCAUGAAGAAGGUGCGGGCCAUUGCGUCGUGGGUGGGCAUGUUGCCCAAGCGAGGAGCCGUCUUCAUUGCGCUGUAG